AUGCCGUUCGUUCCAGUUGCCUCAGUUUUCCUCGUGCCCAUCGGUCUCCUGAUCAUGAUCAAGCUCGGCGGAAACAACGACGUCACCAAGGGACAGCUAUCGCCAUUCAAUGAGCUGCUGGGCCUGAGCUAUGUUGGCAUCAUUUUCAUGCAGACGUUGGGAACAAACAUCGGUGACGCGACGAGAAUUCCCGAGGGAGUCGAUGUUCCACGUGGUCUUCUCGAGCAGUUCCCCGAGAAGGUACAAGAUUCAAAUGUCUUGCAGGUGCCUGGCCCGAGGAUUAAUCGCAAUGUCUGUGAUAGGAUCGCCAAUGGUAGAAACUGCGACCGGCUUUCGAACUGUCCCAAUCUACACCCGGACUGUAUCGCCGAACGCUGGGUGGUUCCCGAUCUCCUGUGCCAUAAAUGGUUUCAGGGCAUUUGCGGCUUUGGAGACCGUUGCUGGAAUCAGCACGGGGAUACCUUCGACAAUGCCGUGGCACUCGCGAUCCAAACUCAACAGGGCCUACGACGAGAUAUGGCGCCUUUCCUAUAUGACCCUGCAGACGGGGGUACCAUUCGUCAGAUCAAUCGCGAGGCGGCUCGUCGUAUGUUUCGAACCACGAUCAAGCACGAUUCGGAAGUGGCACUUCGGUACGAGCUGGACCACCUACUACGAGUACCAGAGUUUUGCCCACUCCGACCUCGCUCGAAGUGUGGGAAGCCGACAGAGCUCGACGUGGUGCACUUCGAGAUCGAUCUCCGACAGGCCGCGAUCGUGGUCUUCUUUCCCCUCUGCCAGAUCCGCGACACCUCCGACAAGAACGGCAGCACCGUCGACACGACCUUUCUUCGAUGGCCCCAGUAUGGAAACGGCGAUGUGGGGGACCGCGGUCGAGAGACACCGACAUCUGCUCCCAUCGUUCGGGGCCAGUCACCGACUCAACGGUGGCUAGACAGCCCACACACCACGCCGAUGAUGGUCGAGGUCGAUGACAACAACCCUGAGUCGACUACGACGACAACUCACCACAGAGUGCCCGACGAUGAUGAUUUGUGGAAUGCCGUCGAGACUGAAGUGCAAGAAUCUCGACGAGCACGACAAGAACCAUUCGACCCGUGGGCAGAAGUCGACGAAGUGAUCAACCAGAACAUCCCCGAGUCCGCGAGGCGGGUUCCUCCCCAGACUACCACGGUCCAGGUCAAAGCCAUGCCCAAGCAGCCCCCGAUCACGCUCAACCUCGACCCGGUCGGCAACCCUUCCGGUGACGGUUUCACCGGAGUUGCGAUGGCACAACCGAUGACGGCUUCGGUGACCUCAUCGAUACCGGCAACCAUCUCGUCGAGACCACCCACGACAACAUCCCCGAUGACACCGGUGCUCAACGAGCCCUUCAACAUCGAUGGGUUCCGGUUGGCCUGGCCCGCUGAGCAGUUCCGGAACAAGGGGCCCACGGCUCUCGACGAAAUUCGCCGAGAACCACCGGUGAAUGAGAUGCCGCAAUUCGGCUUCAUUACGGGUCGCCGAUUCACCGGCUUCCCGGUGCUCUCCAUGGCUUUGGCACCGAUGGUGCGGCUGGGCGCAAACAACGUGUCGAUGCUACCACCGGGGAACCAUCCGUACGCGGCCUUUGCCGGGAUGCCCCUUGGGAGAUUUCCUACGACGGCGUGCUCUACCUCGACCAGGACCUACUUCGCGGGACACCCCGACACGGCCCCUCACUUUGCGGCCGAACCCCCGAGCUAUGGUCUCAGGCGAUGCGCGUCACCGAGUGAUACGGAGCCCGUUGGGACCUCUUUGUAUGUGAACCACUUCCGCCUAGGUGCGGUGUUGCCGGCAGCCCGAGCCUUGGAGGAACUCACGGGAGGUGUCGACCCUUCCUCGAUCGAAGGCCGGCUUGCCAAGCAACGACGCCGCAUGUACGACGAGGAGACUGCUCAGGUAGCCGUCGAGGUCCUCGCUUUUCGCCGAGCCCAGGAACAAAUGGGCCUGGCGCGAUUGCGGCAACAGUUCUCUCGUGCCGAAAACGAACAGCUCUUCGAGAUUUGGCGCCGACGCCUGGCUGGCGAAGCAGUCGAUGCGGAGGGUAACCCGGUUCAGAGCCACGAGGCCGAGGUCAUCGAGAAGGGCCACGAAGAUGGCAACAAAAGACUUCGCGAGUACCUCGCCUUUCUCUCCGCGAAGCACGACGACCCCAGACACGAGAAGUCCUUCGACUGUACCUUUUGCGGCAAGCUCUUUCCGGCGCACUUCCUCCUUUGCCUCAACCCAGCCGAGCUCGACGAUUGUGGCGCAAUGUACACUAUAGGAGCCCGAGGUACAGUCAUAGGCCAGCGCUACAACAACUUCGAUCGGGCAGACGUCGCUGACUUCGACGACGACUACGACCACACACACCGGGACAGUGGCAUGCCGGUCUUCCGACGAAAGGGUCAGGUCGUCACGACCAUCCCUGUACACGAGUGGUACUCGUUGUGCUCCAAGGUUAUCACCUACAGACGCCGACAACUCUCGGAUCAAGUUCGCGACCAGAACUCCUCUUGGAAGGCGAUGUGCGACGAAAUUCGUCGAGAAAGACCCGACGAGUCCAGUGCUGGUACUCGCCGAGAGGUCCGAGCCCGCAUUUUGACUCUGACGGCUCGAUUCGUCGCCGAUAUGGACCAGCUCGACACAGACCGGCGAGCUCGAGUGAUGAUAGCCUUCGAGCAGUGGCAGGUGUCCUACGGCUAUGCCUUCUGGGACAUGGCCCUCAACGACACACCCCUCACCAACUGCCUCUUCAAGGUCACCGAUUCCUUGGGCCAGCACUUUAUCUGCCGAAAUGUCGAUUGUACCUCCGUCAUUCACAACCACCACUGGCUGCGCCAGAUCUCGACAGACUACCCGAUCCGAGAGCAGCAUGGUCGCUACACCUGCCCGAAGAUGCUUGUCAACAUCGAUGUCGAGGUCCACGGCGGCCAGCGCAUCUCGAAGAACAGCACCGACUAUCACCUGUUCCUGAUGGAAUGGGAGAAAGCCGACGACGAUAUGCUCUUCGGGAGGCUCAAACAGAUCAUGGCCGAAUAUCGCGCCGAUCUGGGGACCGACAACUUCCGAGCACCACUGCAAGCGGCGAUUCGGGACCAGGCUGUGAAAUACCAGCUCCUGGGCUACUUCGAGGAGAUCGCGUGGACCCUCGAGAACAUGCAGAAAUUCCUCAACCGUAACUACUCGAUCAAACGCCAGAACAGGUAUCGACCGGAUCUCCUUCCCACCGCGAAUCAUCCAUACAAAUACCAGGACGAGACUUUCAACACGACGGAGCACUUCGAGGCGUACGGUGUCGGGUCGACCCGCAAGGGUCCGCCAUAUUAUCACUUUGGUGUGUACCAGUACGACCCCGACGCCACCGUGAUCAUGAAGCAAAACGACUUCAUGCGCUUUAUGUCGCUGUGUUACAUCCAGCUACGCGCGAUCCAGUACAUCCAGGGCGACUACAGCUUCUCGAACGUGAUUUUGAGCUCCUCCGACAACGCCGACGGGAGCGCCAGGCCGCCUUGUAAGGUGGCUGACAACGACUGGAUAGUAUUCGACUCCAGCGAACUCCCACUGAGCCCGACGGCUGGGCAUUCCGCCAGCGACUUUCCAGCGAUGGCGCUGGUUGUUGGCUGGACCGGAUUUCUCGGUGAAAGUCCGGCGAUUUAUCGUUCGAACCGUGGCGCGAUGCAGAGACGAGUGUUUUGUUCCCGACUCGUCAAUCGAGUGUACAGGGACGUUAACAUCACUGGCAUAGGCGUGUCGGUAAGACGCGACGGAAGCUUUGUCAUGCCCCUUCUACAUGCCCACUGCCCCGGCUCCCAGUUUUUGGAACUUAGUAAUAAACCGAACCUCCACGACAUCGACCUCGCUGCCUUGCGGAACCUCGAAGCGAUCGUCAACGGCCUGACUUACCAGAUCAACGCACUACGACUUCGCAUCGACGCGAUCCGAACUGGGGUACGCACAGAACGACGACGGAGAAUCACCGAGUUUGCACAUAUCUUCGAGAGCUACGUGCCCAUUGAAGUCUUCAUGGCAGCAGCUCGCAACGAGUCGAACGACUACUCGGACGUCCUCUUGCUCUUCAACAACUUCGUGAUGAAGGCGGUGAUGUGGCUAGAGCAGUUUUUCAGUCUGGCAUCCCGAGACAUACUCUCGGUAGAUGCACUGAGAAACAUACCCGAGACGACCCUGGUCGAGAUAUCCCGACCCGUCUCGACCUGGAUAAGUUCCUUGUCUAAGGCAUUAAUGGCCGCGAGACCAGAGUUCCGCGAUGAGAGCCUCAACGAGCUGCGUAAGAACACAUACGCAGCUACCACGAUGAAAUCCCGUCGGUCGACGCAGUCGCGGCGAGUCUUCGGGCCGGCGGAUAUAAGCCGAGGUCCCUCGAAGCUCAAGGAUUCCUUCUACGUCGAGGACAUCGCCAAGAUCUCCCACAUGGACUUCGAGUUCCCAGGGCAGAUGCCUGCGCUGGGCACAACGAUUGUGCCACCGAAUCGACAUGGUAAUCAUAUGUUGCUGGCGGCUGCUCCGGGGAAUCGAGGCGGCGUCCGUGAUGUUGAACCAGGCAUGGACAGAGAUUACGCAUUCCGGCCGUACGGCCUUCAUCACUUGCCACGCACGAAGAUGGACAUCGUGGGCGAUGAUUGCCAACCAAUGAAUCAGACAGUCGAAAUAUUCCGCUCUGUCAUCGAGGCGACAGGGACUACGAUGACCUGCAAUGGACCCGAUGGUACGAUGUUGCAACGGUCUUGUGAACACGUUUGCCGAGUAUCGCGAGCACAGAUGCUGACACGCCGCGGCUUCCCCCUGGACACAGUACAACUCUUGCAGGUCUACAAGAGGCUCCUCUACAUCGCGGCGAUCAACAUCAUCGAGCACAGGAUCAAGGGAAACCCGAGCAGAUCAGAGAGAUGGUCGAGCACUACCUCGAGACGCUACGACAGAAGUUUUGGGUGGUCAACACGUAACACGAUGACGAAGAUGGUCCACCUCGCGGAAAUCUCCGAGACAUCCACCGAUAGCACACACUGGCGCACGAUAUGUGGCUGGCCUUACGGAUUCGCGCCUCACAGGCGCGAGUAA
Messenger RNA from Symbiodinium necroappetens, 5082 nucleotides. The record is from the annotation of a GenBank genome assembly. NCBI's taxonomy places the organism in Eukaryota, Dinophyceae, Suessiales, Symbiodiniaceae.